AUGCGACUGUUUGACGAACUCAGGUUUAUCCAUGGCAAUGCUGACCAGUUGGGGUGGGGUCCCACGUUUCUUGGCAACCAGCUUCAGCAAGUGGGUCUUGGCUUUUAUGGUAUUGAAUACCCUGGCUAUGGCCUUGCUCAACCUGGUUCUCCAACCGAAGAAUCUAUCUACGCCUCAGCCGAAGCCAUGCUGGAUCAUCUCACGGCCAACUUGAAGGUCGAUAAAUCUAUGUUGGUGAUGGUCGGGCAAUCCAUUGGUUGUGGAGCAGCAGUUGAAAUGGUCCGACGUGGAUAUGGCCAAAAACUCGUUUUGCUGAGUCCUUUCACCAGUUUGCUGGCUUUGUCACAGAGGAUCUAUCCGAUGUUCAGUCCGGCGUUGAAGCUGUUUCCUUUUCUACUGAAGGAUAAAUUUGACAACCUGGCCAAAGCGAAGCAACUUAAUAGCAAAACUCUAGUGAUACAUGGAAACACAGAUGAGAUUGUGCCCUACGACAUGGGCCGUGAACUUGCCAAAGAAAUUCCUGGAGCGAUCUUCCAGACUGCCAAAGGCCUUGGACACAACGAUCUCUUGGACAGCGCUGAAGUGCUCUCAUUGAUUGCAAGAUUUGCUUGUGAAGCUGACGACAAUGCGAGUGCAGAUUCCAGCGGAAAAAAGAACACACAGCGCAGCCGCCCAAGUGUCGACCACAGAAAGCAAAGCAUUGCAGCUGCAACGUGCUUGUGUUUUGCGUAUUCGUUUUAA
Molecule: messenger RNA, 741 nt
Organism: Cladocopium goreaui
Lineage: Eukaryota; Dinophyceae; Suessiales; Symbiodiniaceae
Source: the annotation of a GenBank genome assembly